Messenger RNA from Trichoderma reesei QM6a, 375 nucleotides. RefSeq lists its product as uncharacterized. Gene Ontology annotation, biological process: regulation of DNA-templated transcription. Bases 1 to 375 code for a protein of 124 amino acids. The record is from RefSeq and is a predicted model, not a curated record. The transcript has 2 exons. Gene Ontology annotation, molecular function: DNA-binding transcription factor activity, RNA polymerase II-specific; zinc ion binding. Lineage: Eukaryota; Fungi; Ascomycota; Sordariomycetes; Hypocreales; Hypocreaceae.
AUGCCAAAUUACGUGCCAAUUACGCCGAAGCCCGCCCAGGACUCCCACGACGCUGCUUCGGCCCCUUCGGAGGCUGUCGAGAACAACAAGCGACGUCGUAUCAGUGUUUCGGUGGCCUGCAACGCCUGUCGCCGGAAGAAGACCCGGUGUGACGGCAAAAGACCAGUAUGCUCUGCCUGCGAGCAUACACCAAACAGCUGCACGUACAGGGAUGACUCUGGGCUAUCUGAAGAAUCUCAGUCGCUCUUGCAAGAAAUCUUCCGUACCCUUAACGCUCUCCCGGACGACCAGAUCCUCGAAAGAGUACGAAGCCUCAAGAGGGAGGUUGAUCCGUUGGCUAUCCUCGCUCGCCUCAGAGGUGAAGGGGUCACCUAA